AUGUCCUUCGAUCUCGAAUUCUUGGUGCGGCCCGAACGCCAAGAUUUGGAAGCUCGGGCCUCCAGAGGUUCAAACAACACUCCAUCGCGACUUCACUUCCUGUCACCAGCAUCAACAUCCACUGAAAUGGCAACACUGACGGAGACAGAUUACACGAAAGUGUCUACAGAGGCUGCCGAGCACCUCGUUGACACAUACUUCUCUGCUCUUGGAGGCGCCCGUGGUACUAUCAGCAGUUUCUACGUGCCCACCAUCGUCCAGGAGAAUGGCCGUGGCUUGCCGAGCAUCACUUAUAACGGCGAGAUGCUGACCGAUGCUACUGUCUUCCAGAAGCAGUGGGAGGACCACAUGCCUCGGACUCAUUUCCAGGUGCAAUCACUGAAUACGCAUGUCAUGAAUCCAGCCCUGGUACCGACGGAUAGCAAGACCAAGAAGGACGCAGAGCGCAACAUGAGCCUUAUUGUGCAGGUCAGUGGCUCAGUCAGACUUGGCGAGGCACGGGAAGGUCCUCUUCGUGGAUUUAGUGACAGUCUGGUCCUGGUCCCAAAUACUGAACAGGCUGGCGGCCGUGGUACUGGCAAGCAGGAUUAUGGCAAGCGAUGCUCUUCCACCAGCACAACCUUCGGUGAUUACUUCAAGAACGUUCUACCCGAUCGUAAACCAAUUAGGAUCACGAUGAGGUGUAAUAAACCCGGCACGGACCAGGAAGUCGAGCUGAGAGUCUACGCCAAUGGCAAGCUGUGCGACAAGUACGACUUGGUCAAGCCAAGCACUGUGGGUUCGGACACUGACCAAUGCUUCAUACCAGUGAAUCCUGGCGAUCAACUCACCAUACGUGGCACACAUCCGGGCAGUUAUCUGCAGGGUUCCUUCCAUGUCCUUGCCGAUGGCUCGUUCUUGGGAAAUAAGACGAAUGACUACUCAAAGAACGGCACGAUCAAGGUGCAUAACAAAGCUGGUAUCAAAUUCGAAAGCUUGCUCAAUGCGCCGAAGGAGCCUAGCCACACCAGCGAGCUGCCGCCUGAGAAAGUGGUUGAAGGCAGCCUGCAUAUCAAGGACAUGAACGAUGGCUCCGAGACGAUUUCUUCGAGCCAAGAGGCAGCUGAGAUUGGUGUCGGUAGCCUAGCUGUUAUCGUGUCAAUGAGCCAGCGAGCUGAAAGCACGUAUACAAACGACUACAAGAAUAUCACUCGUGGCGAGCGCACCGUUGCUCGCGAGACGGUCAUGACCGGUGGCAUACCUCCAACUUACGAGUGCGAGUUCAAGCUCACCAACGACAACCCAUCGAAGCGUACGCAAAACCUGCUCAAGAAGCACAUGAGACAAGACAGAUUCGGUGAAAGACCAUGGGCUACAUUAAUCUUCUAA
Messenger RNA from Recurvomyces mirabilis, 1368 nucleotides. RefSeq lists its product as uncharacterized. NCBI's taxonomy places the organism in Eukaryota, Fungi, Ascomycota, Dothideomycetes, Mycosphaerellales, Teratosphaeriaceae. The record is from RefSeq and is a predicted model, not a curated record. Bases 1 to 1368 code for a protein of 455 amino acids. The transcript has 2 exons.